Molecule: messenger RNA, 1015 nt
Organism: Eurypyga helias (sunbittern)
Lineage: Eukaryota; Metazoa; Chordata; Aves; Eurypygiformes; Eurypygidae
Gene: APPBP2
Product: amyloid beta precursor protein (cytoplasmic tail) binding protein 2
Exons: 9
Biological process (GO): intracellular protein transport
Molecular function (GO): protein binding
Source: RefSeq, a predicted model, not a curated record
UUUCAGCUUUACCAACAGGGCCGCUUGUGCCAGCUGGGUAGUGAAUUCUGUGAACUAGAAGUUUUUGCAAAGGUGCUACGAGCUUUAGAUAAAAGACAUCUGCUUCAUCACUGUUUUCAGGCCUUGAUGGACCAUGGAGUAAAGGUUGCUUCCGUACUGGCCUAUUCUUUCAGUAGACGGUGCUCCUACAUCGCAGAAUCGGACUCUGCUGUCAAAGAAAAAGCAAUCCAGAUUGGUUUUGUUUUAGGAGGGUUCCUAUCAGAUGCAGGCUGGUACAGCGAUGCUGAGAAGGUGUUUCUUUCCUGCCUGCAGUUAUGCACCCUUCAUGAUGAAAUCCUUCAUUGGUUUCGAGCCGUAGAAUGUUGCGUAAGGUUGCUGCACGUUCGGAACGGUAACUGUAAAUACCACUUGGGAGAAGAAACCUUCAAACUGGCUCAGUCUUACAUGGACAAACUUUCCAAACACGGUCAGCAGGCGAACAAAGCGGCGCUCUACGGGGAGCUGUGCGCGCUGCUCUUUGCCAAGAGCCACUACGAUGAGGCUUAUAAGUGGUGUAUAGAAGCGAUGAAGGAGAUCACAGCUGGCCUGCCUGUAAAAGUGGUAGUGGAUGUGUUACGACAAGCUUCGAAGGCUUGUGUGGUAAAACGUGAAUUUAAGAAGGCGGAGCAGCUGAUAAAACAUGCAGUUUACCUUGCCCGGGAGCAUUUUGGAGCCAAGCACCCCAAAUACUCCGAUACUCUGCUGGACUAUGGCUUUUACUUGCUCAACGUGGACAAUAUAUGCCAGUCUGUUGCAAUCUACCAGACAGCUCUUGAUAUCCGGCAGUCAGUGUUUGGAGGUAAAAACAUACAUGUAGCUACAGCUCAUGAAGACUUGGCUUACUCUUCGUAUGUUCACCAGUACAGCUCUGGAAAAUUUGACAAUGCACUGUUCCAUGCUGAACGUGCUAUUGGCAUUAUAACUCACAUUCUCCCAGAAGACCAUCUUCUCUUGGCAUCCUCCAAGAGAGUUAAAG